Coprinopsis cinerea okayama7#130 is the source of this 2340-nucleotide messenger RNA. RefSeq names its product RNA-binding protein Nrd1. Gene Ontology annotation, cellular component: cytoplasmic stress granule. Lineage: Eukaryota; Fungi; Basidiomycota; Agaricomycetes; Agaricales; Psathyrellaceae. Gene Ontology annotation, biological process: mRNA splicing, via spliceosome. The coding region runs from base 328 to 2340 and encodes 670 amino acids. Gene Ontology annotation, molecular function: mRNA binding. The transcript has 5 exons. The record is from RefSeq and is a predicted model, not a curated record.
UUCGUUUUCUGCUCUGCUAUUGCUCGUCGUCGUCGUCGUCGCUGAACUCGUCUGUCUUCGUCGUCGUUCACGUCGUCGAAUAGCCAAAUCGCACGAGUCCACGAAUUCGAAUUUCCCUCUCUUUUACACCUUUUUUUUCUUUUUUUCUGCGUGCGUGUCUCUUUUCGCCCACCAACUCACACUCGUUUACAAUCCUCUCUAUAACACUGUCGCUCUCUACAAUUGUCUGACAUCCUUUACCCCUUUUCUCCCCAUAAUAUUCUCGCCGUUGCCAUAUAUUCCCGUCCACUUUACACAUAACCCUCCCUUCCUACGGUUUUCGCGACCAUGGACGACUCACAGACAGCCUUUGCGUCCCAAUACGCCACCUACCCAUUCGACCUCGACAUGAUGAAGCGCUCUAUGGAUACCGUUGGCGGCCCAGAUGCUAAAAAGGCCCGUUGGUCUCCUCCUUCGGGUUUCUCCAACCAAAACGGAAACAACGCGGGUGCACCAAACCGCGACGCCUUCGCAAACUACGGUUACGGCCCAAACGCCAGCAUUAACCAACCUUUCAACGGCGGCGCGGCCAACGGAGGCGCCUUCGCUGGCAGCCCUCUCUAUUCCACCACCUCACUCUCCAUCAACACCCAAGCCAACGGCGCCGCAAUGCCAUCGCAACUCAGUCCCAACACCGCUGCAGCAGCUUUCGCUGUCCAACAGCAGCAACAACAGCAGGCCCAGCAGGGCCAGGGUGCCGCAAAUGGUGCAGCAGGAUAUGCCGCCGGUUUCGGGGGCUACAACAUGUUGGGCAUGGGCCUUCCAAGCAUGAAUAUGCUUGGCUCCUUCCCAUACAAUGGCCAGAUGGCAAACUUCAACCAGCAACGCAUCCCCUCCCUUAACCUCGCCAUGCCCGCCGCACAGGCAGGAGCAUACUCGCCAGCGGCCCUCACCGCGGCAAUGAACGCCUCGGGUAACGCAACUGGACGAACUGUUUACGUGGGAAACCUUCCUGCCACUGCCUCCGUUGACGAACUGUUGAACCUCGUCCACUUCGGCCCGCUCGAGUCCAUCCGCGUUCUCCCCGAGAAAUCUUGUGUCUUCCUGUCCUUCCUUGACGGCGCCACUGCUGCCGCUUUCCAUGCCGACGCGACAGUUAAGAAACUGUCUCUCCACGGACAGGAGCUCAAAAUCGGUUGGGGAAAGCCAUCACCUGUGCCCGCACAGGUCGCCCUUGCCAUCAGCCAAUCUAAUGCAAGCAGGAACGUCUACAUUGGUGGUUUGGAUGAGAACAUGACGGAGGAGAUGCUGCGGGAUGAAUUGAGCCGAUUUGGUCUGAUCGACCAAGUCAAGAUUGUGAGGGACAAGAACAUUGGAUUUGUCCACUUUUUGAGUAUCUCCGUUGCUACCAAAGUGGUCAACACCCUCCCCAACGAGCCUGCAUGGGCAGGCAAGCGAGUCAACUUUGGCAAGGAUCGGUGUGCAUAUAUUCCAAAAUCUCAGCAAGUGGCAGCACAGCAAGCACAAGCUGCUGCCGCCCAGUCUCUCGUUGCCCAGCAGCAGGGCAAUGGCUUUGCACCAUUCUCUCCCUAUGUCGGCGCUGGAUUCGAUAUGAUGGGCAACGGUUUGGCGGGCGGAGCUGGUGGUGUUCAAGCUAUGAACAGAACUGUCUACCUCGGCAACAUUCACCCCGAGACCACUACGGAAGAUCUUUGCAACGCCAUUCGUGGCGGAGUCUUGCAGAGCAUUCGGUAUAUGCAAGACAAGCACAUCGCCUUCGUCACUUUUGUCGACCCCGCCGCCGCCUUCACUUUCUUCCAAGUCGCAUCCUACCAAGGCAUGACCCUCAACAAUCGACGCCUCAAGGUUGGCUGGGGCAAGAACGCUGGCCCUCUCCCGCCUUCUCUGGCUCUUGCCGUCCACGCCGGUGCCACGAGAAACGUCUAUAUUGGCAACAUUGAAGAUUUCGAAGUCUUCAACGAAGAGAAAUUGAAGCGUGACUUUGGAGAGUACGGAGACAUCGAGCUCGUCAACUUCUUGAAGGAAAAGAACUGUGCAUUCGUCAACUUCACCAAUAUCUCGAAUGCUAUCAAGGCCAUCGACGGUAUCAAGAACAAGGCCGAAUAUGCAAACCUGCGAAUCGCACACGGCAAGGAUCGCUGCGCCAACCCUCCACGAUCUGGUCCCCAAGGCGGCGGUCGACGAACUGCCAGCGGUAACGCAGCUGCCAAUGCCAAUGAAGGUGGCUCUGGCAACGCGGAGGAUGCCAAUGCAGAAUAUGUCAACGGUGCUGAAGCUGAUGGCGAAAUGCACCUUGACGCUGAUGCCCAGCCCAAUGGGUCUGCUUCUCCUGCGGCUUAA